Molecule: messenger RNA, 3159 nt
Organism: Capsella rubella
Lineage: Eukaryota; Viridiplantae; Streptophyta; Magnoliopsida; Brassicales; Brassicaceae
Product: pentatricopeptide repeat-containing protein At4g20090
Exons: 3
Coding region: 783-2765 (660 amino acids)
Molecular function (GO): protein binding
Source: RefSeq, a predicted model, not a curated record
AUUUUAUGUAACUUCUCUGUGGAGUCAAGUUUUGAGUCUUUGGUCCUUUGCUGCUGAAAAGUGUUGUUCUCCAAAAGAUUCAGAGUUAGAAGAAGAGAAGGAAUGGCUUCAAUUAUACGCGGAACACGCAUUGUUCUCCAAAUGGCAAGCUAAAUGGGAUGGGAUGGAGCCUGCAAAGCCAUUUGAAAUGAAGAAGAUAGUUGUAAGUACCAAAGAAAAUGUGGAGUCAUGGAAGACAGUGAAGGCGGAGAAUGCAAUCUUCUACAUAAAUAGCUUCAAAACCCGAUGCGGCAGAGACUGCAAUUGUAUCAUAAGGAAAACAACAGAUGGAGUGCCAGGCCAUUUCUCAUUUGAAGUCAAGUGUUUUAUGUGAGAGACCCUGAAGUUAUCAUGUAAAUGGGAAGUAUGUUAGAAAAACCAUUUGGUUACAUAAUAUUCAAUGUUAUAUUGGUACUGAGAAAUGGAUUAGUGACAGUACUGUGAAAGAUAAGUAACACCCAAAAAAUAAACCAAAAAAACUGAGAGAAGAAAAAAAUGAAUUUUAUUGAUAACUCAUACUGCUGAAGAACAGAAGCAGAAACCAAAUGUCAUAUAUUUUGUUUACCAACAAAAACUCUUAAAUUGAUCAAAGAUCGUAAUACAGUCUCGUUCUCUCCACACUCUCUCUAUCUUUCAAACCCGUAACUGAGAGAGGCGUAAGAGUUGAAUAAUCUCUCUUUGUUUCUCGCGAAAACAAUUGAAAUCUCCAAAUAAGGGUUUAAGCCAAAACCCCUCGGAGUUUGAUGCCCAAAUGCCCAUUCCCAAUCCGUAUCAGCUUCUUCAGCUACUUCCUCAACCAAAGUCGCAUCCUUUCGAGUGACCCAGUUAAGUUCUCUAUUCACCAUCUUCGUUUCUCUUCUUCUGUUUCUGUUUCUCCGGACCCAUCAAUGGAAGUGGAGAAUCCAUCGGAAGCUCCAAUCUCGGAGAAUAUGUUUAAAUCGGCUCCCAAAAUGGGUUCUUACAAGUUGGGUGAUUCCACUUUAUCUUCAAUGAUUGAGAAUUACGCCAAUUCGGGUGAUUUUGCUUCCGUGGAGCAGGUUUUGAGCCGGGUUAGAUUAGAGAACAGAGUAAUUAGUGAGCAUAGUUUCAUUGUUGUCUUUAGAGCUUAUGGGAAAGCUCAUUUGCCUGGGAAAGCUGUAGACUUGUUUCAUAGGAUGGUCGAUGAGUUUCAGUGUAAACGUAGUGUUAAGUCCUUUAACUCUGUGUUGAAUGUGAUUUUAAAUGAGGGUCUUUAUCACCGAGGAUUGGAGUUUUAUGAUUAUGUUGUAAAUUCCAACAUGAACAUGAACAUUGCUCCUAAUGGGUUGAGUUUUAAUCUGGUCAUUAAGGCUCUUUGCAAGUUGGGGUUUGUGAACAAGGCAAUUGAGGUCUUCAGGGAAAUGCCUGAGAAGAAGUGUUUGCCUGAUGGGUAUACGUAUUGUACAUUGAUGGAUGGGCUGUGCAAGGAGGAAAGAAUUGAUGAAGCGGUUUUACUGUUGGAUGAGAUGCAGAGUGAGGGCUGUUCACCGAGCUCAGUUACAUAUAAUGUGUUGAUUGAUGGAUUGUGCAAGAAAGGGGAUUUGACACGGGUGACAAAGCUUGUGGAUAAUAUGUUUCUUAAGGGAUGUGUUCCUAAUGAGGUAACUUAUAAUACGCUUAUUCACGGUCUAUGUCUCAAGGGUAAAUUGAAUAAAGCUGUUAGUCUCUUAGAACGGAUGGUGUCGAGCAAAUGUAUCCCAAAUGAUGUCACAUAUGGAACACUUAUUAAUGGGUUGGUUAAGCAAAGAAGAGCAACAGAUGCAGUGAGGUUGUUGAUCUCUAUGGAAGAAAGAGGGUAUUGUUUGAAUCAGCAUAUUUAUUCGGUCCUUAUAAGUGGGUUGUUUAAAGAAGGAAAAGCUGAGGAGGCUAUGACCUUGUGGAAGAAAAUGGUGGAGAAAGGUUGCCGGCCCAAUAUUGUUGUGUACAGUGCUCUUGUAGAUGGUUUAUGUCGCGAAGGGAAACCAAAUGAAGCGAAAGAAAUUUUUCGUGGAAUGAUAAGUAAUGGAUGCUUGCCCAAUGCGUAUACUUAUAGCUCGUUGAUGAAAGGAUUCUUCAGAACUGGUCUUAGUGAAGAAGCAAUUCAAGUAUGGAGAGAAAUGGAUGAUACCGGAUGCUCUCGAAAUGAGUUUUGCUAUAGUGUUUUAAUCGAUGGUCUUUGUGGGAUUGGGAGGGUGAAUGAGGCUAUGAUGCUGUGGUCAAAGAUGCUCACUAUCGGGAUCAAACCUGAUACAGUAGCUUAUAGUUCAAUGAUUAAAGGUCUUUGUGGUAUUGGGUCAAUGGAUGCGGCAUUAAAACUUUAUCAUGAGAUGCUAUGCGAAGAAGAACCCAAGUCACAACCAGAUAUUGUUACUUAUAAUAUACUUUUUGAUGGUUUAUGUAUGCAGAAGGAUGUCUCAAGAGCAGUUGAUCUCUUGAACUUUAUGUUAGAUAGAGGUUGUGAUCCCGAUGUUAUUACGUGUAACACGUUUUUGAAAACUUUGAGCGAGAAGUCAGAUUCUUGUGAAGAAGGGAGGAAUUUUCUAGAAGAGCUUGUUUUGAGGCUUUUGAAGCGUCAGAGAGUAUCUGGCGCUUGUAAAAUUGUGGAAGUAAUGCUGGAUAAGUAUCUGACACCGAAGAUCUCCACUUGGGUGUUGAUUGUUCCAGAGAUCUGUAAACCAAAGAAGAUCAAUGCCGCCAUUGAUAAAUGCUGGAGGAACCUGUGUACUUAAGCAUUACUGAGCAUUUUUGUGUAGAUAUCGGUUCCACCUUAAAAGCCUCCAUGCUUGGGAACUUUUUCGCUUCUGAAGUUAUGGAAAACUUGAAAUGCCUGAAAAAACAGCUUUAUCCAAAAGGAAAGAUCUUCCAAGUCUUCUCCAUGGUGCAAAACUUCGAGCAAAGAGAAGUCUGUGAAAAUGAUCAGCAAUGCUCCACAAGAGAAGCUCAAAGAUUCUUGUCUGUGAUUCUUACGUACCCUGAAACUAUUGACGGUAACAAUACAUUCCCUUCUAAGAAUCUAUAGGAAAAUUUGGAUAUCUUUGGACCCUAACUAGGUCACUGUCAAUGGCAUAUUAAAUAAGUCCAUUUCUUGUAUACGCACAAAAGCUAAGUCUAUAAUUUUCAUAA